AUGCAGUUGACCGCGCCGGCAACCGGACCUCUCUUGAACGGCCAAAUUCCGCCUGCUCGUUCGGCUCCACGCUCUGCCGUCCAGGCUGCCGAGGACGAGCACUGCGGCCCAGUACAGCAGCCCGAGAGGUGCAUCGAGGCCAGCCAUGGCAGUGCAGCGUUGAAGUGUAGUCUGUAUCAAGUAAAUGGGCGUGUCCAAGCAUCUUUCCCGUGUCAAGGACUGCUCGUCCGCAACCCUCUCAGUCUUUGCCUGUGUGAAUCCAGUCGUCGCCCAUCCCCCUCGCCGUGCCCCGUCUCUUCUCCUCGGACCACGCGCCUGCGCAGGAGCGGCACCACGCUCGCCCAUGGCGCUGCAGCUAGACGCGCAAUGAACAAACCCCAAAAUGCCUCGCCCUCGCUGCACGACCCGGGCGAGAGCUUGGAUGCUACCAAUCCCUCCGCCCNNUCUUCGUCCGCACCCGCCUCGGUCUCCGCUCCCUCUUCGACUACCAGGGGCCGCGCGCCCAGUGCCUCCUCGCGCGCCCCGUCUUCGCGCGCCCACACCCCUGCCGCCCAGUCCGAGUCUGUCGAGCGCAAAUCCUCCGUCUCCUACGGCCACCACCGCCAGACGUCCAUUGUCCACGGCUACCAGCACUCCCGCAACCCGAGCCAUGUGUCCUCUACCGCUGCCAGCCCCAUCAGUCCUGGCAUUCUCCUGGCUCAAGCACCAAAAGAUGGCCCACCCUUGCGCCAAAGCCCUUCGUCCUCGACACUGAAUGCGCCCACCGACCAGGUCNCCCUACGUCGUCUUGAACGCAUGCACAGCGGCCGUAUCAAGCGGGAGCAUGAAUCCCAUUUGCACCAUCACCACCACCACAAUCACCGCCAUCACCGCUCGCGAUCGCGUCAACACCACCAACAAGAGCCCACCACUGUAGGAGAAUAUGCCCUACACCAUUUGUUGAACGAGUUCAUCAGCGAAGCCAACGACAAAAUCAACCGCUGUGUCUCUGAGCGUGAUGAUGCUUUGGUCAGAGUCGAAGCAAUCUGUGGUCCCGGCGCAGACCAUGCCUUUGACCAGCUGAUCAAGGCUCUCGGCCAUAUUGUGCGUCCCCGUCCGAAGCCUCUGAUAGACGCCCUCAUGAUCUGGCGCAAGUCCAAGAGUGACGAGAUGACCCCGAUCCAUACUCAGCUGCAGGCUGCUCGAGCUCAUGCAACCAACGUUUCUGCCACCACUCGUCGCGCAGAUUUGUCACAGAUCAGCACAAAUAGCAGUUCUGCUUCGCUACCUUCUCAUACCGACCCUGCCACCAUUGUUACCCUCGAGCAGAAUCUGCGUCAAGGCGAACGGCGCUCGGCCAUAUCUGUUUAUAUCCUUUGUCGUGUACUCAUGCAAGUCAUCUCCCAGUGCACGCUGGCUGCCUUGACCAACGACAUCGCCGAGAGGCUCGAGGAUGUCAUCUAUGGUCAGUUACGUAACUUUGACUCCGAGGCUCUUGCCUAUUCGGCUCUCAAACAAUCGCAAUGGAACAUGUUCGGCCAAUUGUUGGGAGUUAUGGGUAAUCUGCGCUUUGACAAGGUUGCCGAUCGAUAUGUCUCGGAUCUGGAGACUGCACAGAGACGCUUGUCGGUCAAAGGUAAUGCUGAUAAAGAUCUUGAGAACCGUACAGCUCUGCUUGUGCAUAGCAUGCGUUGGCUCAAGAUACAGACGCAGCCUGAAGCUGCAUGGGAUAAGUCUUGUGACCUGCUUAAUCUGUUGGCUGGCUUUNUUGCGGGUGUACAUGGUAAACCGGUCAAGUAUGCAUACUGCCAGCUGUUUGAAGAUUUGCUUCUACCAGUCGCAAGCAAGGCCACCACCGAACUUAAUUCACCCAAAUGGAGACAGGUCUUGGACAUUCUCAAAGUCAAACUGAACCAGCUCCUCGCAAAACCCAAGCACUGGGUUCAAGCAUUUCCUAUACUUGCUGUGACUAUCUGCGUAUCGCCCAACGAUGUGUUUCAGCAACAGUGGCUUUCGACCGCCCUCCACCAAUUACAGCCCAAGCUGAAGGAACGCACCACUCGGGGUCAUGCCCUCAAAGCAUUGUGUCGUCUGGUUUGGGUAUACCUCUACAGAGCUCCCGAAACCCAACUCAUUACAUUCAAANAACUCGACGACGUAAUCCGAAUGGUUUUCUUGACGGGCAAGAAGUCACUACUUUCUACUGAGCCGUCUAUUGCCGACCCUCUGAUACAGUUGAUUCGCAUCAUUGGGUUCAAGCACCAGGAUCUCUGCUUCCGAUCCAUCAUCUUCCCUCUGAUGAAUGCAGAUGUCAUAAUCACUGGUAGAGAUCGCCGUAUUGAGAAUCUCGACCCUGAGAAGAUGGUCAUCGCGAUUCGAGCGUUCCUUGCUAUCAUGACCGACCUAGAGAAGGGUGAACAGCCGCCAUUUCCCGUCGGCUUCGAGUGUGAUGCACUCACGGAUCCUUUCUCAAGAUCGCCCAAUUCCCACAGACGCUCCCUGUCUCAGAGCCAAGCUCCUGUGAACGGGGCCAAGGUCGAACGCUUGUCCAAGCCUGUAAUGACGGCUGGCUUCGGCGAUGUCGCAAAGGAGUCAUAUGUCAAGUUCUGUAAGAUCCUGGGUGAGAUCACCAUUAUCUGCGAUGAGACUUUUGGCGGACAAAAGGUCCUAGACGAGAAGUUUUCUGCCCAAGCCAUACCCAAGACGCCAAUGGCGGAUGCUUUCAGUUUCAGUCGGAGGGACGAGCUUUUCAACUCGCCUGAGGUUCGGCAGAAUUUCUACGAUCUUCUUCAUGUCGCAGUGCAAGCACUUCCUCGAUGCUUGUCUCCUCAAAUUCCUCUGAAGAACCUCAUCAACCUGCUAUGUACAGGCACUGCACACGUGCAAAACCACAUCGCUUCAUCAUCUGCACAGUCCCUCAAAUCCAUUGCACGGCAGUCUCAUGCUCAACUGGUAACGAUCGGGUUUGCUCGCUUCAUAUUCAACUUCGACGACCGCUAUGCCACCGUCUCUGCUGGCAGCCUUUUGGGUCAUGGCCAUAUAGAGAGCACUUUACGCCUCUAUGUCGAGUUGCUAGAGAUAUGGAUCGAAGAACUGAGGUCUCAACCUCAAAUGGCAACACCUGAUCUUCACGACGACGAAUUUGCUCGUGGCAUGCCCUCUGACUUGAAUCGAUCGAGAGUGUUCGCUCAUGUAGACGAGAUCGAAUCGCACGGCCUGUUCUUCCUGUGCUCGCCGUCGCGUCACGUUCGAGCGUAUGCCGUCAGAGUUCUCAGCCUCGUUACCAAGUUCGAUACUGCUCUUGGUCAGCCCUCUACACGCAUCAUCAGUGUUCUCGAAGGANGCUCACAGCAGGUAAUCGACGUCAAUGAUGAAAAACUCUCGCUAGCCGAGCGCAGUCGUUUGCAGAAGGGCCUCAGGAAGAGUAACAUGAACAAUACCCUUGUGGAGCUCUGCAGCAGCGAGACUGUUCAUGACCUGGCUCUUUGGUCAAAAGCUUUUCCCAAUUUGAUACGUUUGAGUUCGCAAAUCUGUCCUCAAGCUGUACUCUUAACAAGAGACAUUGUCUGUGCGCGCCUUUCACAUGCUCACAGAAUCAUCAGCACUUUGGCCGAUGGCCCUAGAGCCAACACAUACGCAGCCUUAGAAACCGCCUUCUCACAACGCAUGGUAGGAAGAACCGCUUUUAGUCCUCCCGAAGUCACGAUUGAGCAAUGGAAACUACAUCUCAUCUUCGCAUGCACAACCCUUACCAAUAGUGGUGGCUCGCAACAAGCGCCUGUUCCAAGAGAAAGUUCUCAACACUCACGCAAGGGUUCUAAGGCUUCUUCCAUCAGCCAAGAGAAGAUUGGAUCUGCUUACGAGCUGUUUGCAAAAGUCGUCCCUUUUCUCUCUGCCAUACAUCCAGGAGUUCGAGAGGCAGCUGUCCAUGGGCUGGGCGCGAUCAACACCAACCUUUUCCGACCAUUACUGGAAGCUCUACAACCUUCAGUCUCUGUUUGUAGCGAAGAUGCCAAACAAUGGCUGACGAUACACCAAAGAUCCAUAAACAGCCCACGACGAAGUAGGCGAAGCGACUCUCUGCGUACCGAGCUUACUCAUCUCUAUCAGUUGACAUCUCAUUGCCUCUUCGAAACCGAGGUUUAUAAUGACGAGUGGAUACUUCAGAACCUGGUCAGCUUCACCAAAGACCUUCGAAUAUUCCUCAACGAUGAGGAUGUACAGAAUCAAUGGGACUUCCAGAAGUUACGCACCUACUACUGUGGGCUUGUCGAGGUGUUGUACGAAGGCAUUCACAAGACCAAGGAUCCUAUGCGUUGGAUGCCAUUCCACGCAAGAAAAGCUGCUUUCUCAAUGAUGGAAGACUGGUGCGGCUUCUCUCCGAACCAGACUCAAAUAAGGCAGAAGGAAAACCACAUGAGGAAGUCCAUUCUGGACCAAGAACAAGAUUCCCGCAAUCGUGGAAAUGUUACAGCGAAGCUGGAGAUCGAAAAGAAAGACUUGCGGACAGCCGCUCUUAGCGCCAUGGCAUCACUUUGUGCGGGACCAGUGAUGAUUUCCACUGACGGACAAAUCACCAUGCAAUUCGACGUGCGCCGAAUGCUGAAAUGGGUGGAUGCCAUUCUCGAUUCAGCCAGUGAUAGAACGCAUGCGACAGGUCGUCGAGCACUGAAGAAUCUAUUAUGUCACAAUAGUGAGCACAGUUUUCUGCUGUCUCACUCGAUCGAGGAGUGCUACCAUGCUAAGAACCCGAAAGCGCUUUUUAGCUACUUCACUGUUGCUACCCAAGUCUUGACAGACGCGGUUGAUGACAGGAUACCUUUCUGGAAGAUUUUGAGCGCUGCCUUGUACACUCUUGGAAAUGAGAACAGCGAGAUUCGCAUGAAGUCUGCCCGUCUGUUGAGAACCCUCGAGGAACGUUUGGGCAAGAAUUCAAAGCUACAGGAUCUGGAUAUCAGUAUUUCUGACAAGACAACCGCAGUCUACAAACUGGCUCAAUUUGAGAUCUCUCGCAGAUUAGCCAAGCAGCAUGCAGACAUGGCGUUCCACGUCUUCUCGGAAUUCACUAGAUACUUUGGAGGUCUCGUACCAGAUCAUCAACGCAACAUGGUCGCAGCCAUGCUGCCUUGGAUACAGACCGUCGAGUUGCAGUUGCUUCCUACGGGAGGACCCACCGCUAGCUCGUACAUGUUGAUGGUUAAUCUCUUUGAAAUCACGGCGCGGAGUAGCAGUGUUUUGCACAACGAGAUACAAGCGCUUUGGCAGGCUCUUGCUACUGGACCAUAUGGAGGCAAUGUGCAAGUGGUUCUUGACUUUAUCAUCGCGAUAUGCCUGGACCGUAGAGAACAGAACUUUGUCGACUACGCCAAACAAAUCGUAGUGUUCCUCUCCACGACAGCGGCGGGCCUGAAAGUUAUCGAGUUUCUCUUGCUCCAAAUUACCCCCAAAGCCAUGAUUGCUGAGAAACGACCCCCACCACCGAUACCUCAGGAUCCGACAAACUUGCCAUACAUUGCAGAUCUCGCACAAGUAUUACCAAUUGGUAAUCGACAAUCUGGAUUAUCUCUAGGGCAAUUAGCCUUGAUGCUCUUGGUAGAUCUUGUAGUCUCCCCAGUACAGCUCCCCAAGAACAAGAUACCUCUCUUGCUUCAAGUAGUCGUUGUGCAAUGGGAUCACUACACGCCAUUAGUACAAGACCAGGCAAGGGAGAUGCUGGUACACAUGAUCCACGAGCUCGUCAUUUCGCAGAUUGGCUCAGAGCACACAGGACCAAGCAAGCAAGGUAUAGAAGAUUUGAUCGAGUCAAUCAGACAACACGAUCCCAAGGUUGUGUGGUCCUAUGAGGAAACUGACAACAAAGGCUCCAACAGCAAUUCCAACGGUGUACCGGAGCCCAUGGUUUUCGUUAUUGAGGAAGUGGUCAGAGUACUGAGUUUCUCAUAUGACGAUAUAAGAACUGGUGACAAUAUACGCAGAGAUUGGGCAAGGAUGAGUCUUAUUUGGGCGACGACUUGCGCCGUGCGUCACGUAGCAUGCCGCUCGUUCCAGAUCUUCCGCUGCAUCAUUGAUUCGCUUGAUAGGCAGAUGAUGGCAGACAUGCUCGCCCGUCUGACAAACACUAUUGCCGAUGACGAGAAUGAUUGUCUGACCUUUUCUCAAGAAAUCCUCAUUACGCUACGAACCAUCAUUAGCGCUCUUGAGCCCGAGGACUUGAUUCAAUACCCUCAAUUGUUCUGGACCACGAGUGCUUGUCUGGAUACGAUUUUCGAACAAGAGUUUCAAGCAAGUCUUUCGAUGCUGGAUCGAUUAUUGGACAAACUCGACCUGAGUGAUCCUGCAGUCAUCAAAUUAUUCAACGAGAAUAAGCCCGCAAAGUGGGAUGGAGAGUUCGAAGGUCUUCAACCCUUGAUCUACAAGGGGUUGAGGUCGAGUGCCUGUCUCGACCGGUCACUGGAAAUGCUUGAGAGGAUGAUCAAAUUGCCUUCCAGCAGUCUGAUCGGAGGUGACACCCGUCUCCUCUUCACACUGCUUGCGAAUCUCCCUCGUUAUCUCCAUCGCUUUGACGACGACAGUAGCGACCAAGCAUGUUUCGAGUCCGCAGACUCUCUUGCUGGUGUAGCCGAAGCUCAGCGACUGCCUGAUCUGGCCCACGCGUUGAAUGGCUUCGCAAAUCAGACCUAUCGCAAUGCGAACGACUUCUUGACCGAAGUCGUCGCUGCAGCGAAAGCCGCCUUCUUCCCUGCAAUGGAAUACCAAAGCUUGGUCUUCCUCAUCGGCCUGCUCAACAACCAGACACCAUGGUUCAGAGUCACCGUCAUGCAACUCCUGUGUGUUCUGAUUCCACAGAUCGACAUGAGACGGCCGGAAAUCGUCUCUCAGGGACCAGAUCUGAUCUCGCCCCUUUUACGUCUCUUGCAGACCAGCUACUGCCAGCAAGCUCUUGAUGUGCUUGACAACAUCAUGUCUGUCACUGGUACGCCUCUCGACAACAAGCAUCUGCGCAUGAGCAUGGCAGGGUCACAUUCGACGCGCGCGACACGCAAGGAGUACGACAGCACANAAAGUCUCUACGGCAUACCCGAGGAGUCUGGCUGGUCAAUACCGAUGCCAGCCAUCCAGGCCGACAGGGCGAGGAAGAACGUCAUGGCUGUCUACUACACCUGUCUAGACACUACGCUCGCAGAUGGCACCGAGAUAACCAGCACGCCUGAUGUCGCGUUUGCAGAAGACCAGUACGGCUCCUACUUCGAACGUUCAGUGACGACAAUGUCGGAAUCAAUACGUGCUGACGGCAGCAUGAGUGAGCUGGUACUGAAGCUGGACAGUCUGGACGAUUUCUUCGACGAUCGUAAACCUCCCACAANNCCAGGGGAGAAGUCCCGAGGCUCAAUCGAGGAUCGCGAGAACAUCUACGAGCAGCAGACUCUUCCAAUCCUGCACAAGUCGCUCAAACGAAACGCUUCGGUGACCUCGUUCCAGAACGGGUUUUCGGAUACAAGGUUUGGUGUCGCUCGUGAACCGCUCGUGAUGAAUCCUGGCGCAUUCGCCUCGAAUUCAGCCAUAGUUGCCACAAGACCGGCCCUUCACGCGAGAUCAGUGACUUCGCCGAUGACUGCAAUGCAUCACAUGCCUCGAGUGACCACAGAUCUACAAUCCGAAGAAGACACUGCCGACGAGCCCUUCUCUGACGACGACCUCUCGAUCUCGCGCAUGGCGACGUCUGAUGAUGCCAUGUCGGUUCACAGCAGCAAUUCUCGAGCUCCUUCUGCAGCAGGGCUGCGAGCGGGAUUCCGGUCUGGCAUGAGGAGACUUACUGGAGGGACAACUGAUCGCCGAGAUGUCAAAGGGCUGGUGCGCUUGAGUCCACAAGUACCACGCGUCCCUACCGUCUGGUUAAGCAACCCAAAGAGCUCAGAACUCUAG
Molecule: messenger RNA, 7902 nt
Organism: Aureobasidium vineae
Lineage: Eukaryota; Fungi; Ascomycota; Dothideomycetes; Dothideales; Saccotheciaceae
Source: the annotation of a GenBank genome assembly